CGCUGAGGAGGAGGCGAAGAUCCGAGAGGUCUUGCGAGUGCGUGAGCUCGAGGAAUACAAGGAGAAAGCAGAACGUCAGAUCAAGGAGGAGAAGAUCCGCAAACUAGAGCUCGAGAAGCAUGAACGUCUUGCCGCAUGCAUUGCCGAAGGCAUCAAGGGUGGCGUCACGGUUGGCGCAGGUGGAUUGCCCCCUGCACAGGCAGCAGCAGCGCCGGUUCCUGCUCCGGCAGCACCUCACACAGCUGCUGGUAAUAGUGGUAUGGGACUAGGAGCUGUGUACGAGCAGCGAAUUGCUGCGUUGGAGGGCAACAUGCAGACAGUCAAUCAACGCAUGCAGACUGUUGAAGGGCAACAGCUGCAACUUGGGCAGCAGCAGCAGCAGCUUGGGGUUGGACAGGAGCGCAUCUUGCAGAUGCUACAACAGAUGCAGG
Molecule: messenger RNA, 431 nt
Organism: Amoebophrya sp. A25
Lineage: Eukaryota; Dinophyceae; Syndiniales; Amoebophryaceae
Source: the annotation of a GenBank genome assembly